AUGGAGAGAAGAAGCAGAGAACGGAACGAUGGCGGAGAGAGAGCUGCAGCAGCGAUGCGUGAGGUCACUUGGCGAUCAUCGAUAGGACAAGUGCGCCCACUAGACUGCUCGGCGGUAGCAUCUCCGGGGAGAUCUCAAAGCCUUGCGUGGCGAAUCAGCAGGAGAGGUAGUUUCGGACUUCAUCGCGCUGCCAAAUUCUGUUGCGCAAGCUUUGUUCGUUGCAUACUUGUGGAAAUUCAAGGGAUGGGCACUCGCAGGUCAAACUCGUCUGCAGCUUCGGACCUACGUUACAGAUGUCGUAACCAAAACCUGGACGGGUUACGUACAAACGGAAGCGAGGCUAGCUUCCAAAACGGACACAGUAAAUCCGGCAUGUACUGCGAGCUUUCUUACCUACCGUUGGUCAGCCGAUUCGUUAAAAGAUCUGCACAUUCAUGCUGGUGCAGUUUGGCUCACUUUAAGCGGCAAUCAUCAAUGGACGAUCUCUCGGCCACUGAAGGCCCUGUGGCUUGCUACUUUCGGUGCCACUUUUUGGACGAGCUACGUAUUCGGGUCGGCAUUCUGAGAGGAUAAAGCAACCACUCUUGGCCGGUUUCUCCCACCAGUUUUUGACUUGUCCUUCAGGAUGUCCGUCUAACGACGAGCUGCUUUGUUCAGAUCCCCAUCAUUCUUAAUGAUAUGAGGACCCCACUCUCUGUCCUGCCGAGCUCCUUUCCGCUCUG
This is a messenger RNA of Marchantia polymorpha subsp. ruderalis, 722 nucleotides long. The record is from the annotation of a GenBank genome assembly. Lineage: Eukaryota; Viridiplantae; Streptophyta; Marchantiopsida; Marchantiales; Marchantiaceae.